Messenger RNA from Selaginella moellendorffii, 765 nucleotides. Its product is annotated as metal-independent phosphoserine phosphatase. The transcript has 6 exons. The coding region runs from base 60 to 722 and encodes 220 amino acids. Gene Ontology annotation, molecular function: phosphatase activity. Gene Ontology annotation, cellular component: cytoplasm; cytosol. NCBI's taxonomy places the organism in Eukaryota, Viridiplantae, Streptophyta, Lycopodiopsida, Selaginellales, Selaginellaceae. The record is from RefSeq and is a predicted model, not a curated record.
GUUUUCGCCCUAAUCGUGGCCAUGGCCGUCUUGAUUUGUGUGCGUCAUGGUGAGACGACAUGGAACGCCAGCGGGAAGCUCCAGGGACAAUUGGAGACCGAUCUAAACGACGCUGGAAGGAAGCAAGCAUCCGCUGUAUGUUGAAAAGACUAGAAUGCAGCCAAGAGUCUGUGGAGCUUGCGGAACAUUUGGCUAAACAAAGCUCGCAGAAGAUCACAGCGGUUUACUCGUCGGAUCUUCGCCGUGCAUCAGACACGGCCCAGACAAUCGCCGAAAAGCUGGGAUUGUCACAGGUGAGCACGACACCACUGCUUCGAGAGCGGCAUUUGGGCAGGCUCCAAGGCUUGACGCCAAAGCAAGCUCGCGAGAGAGAAGCCCACGCGUUCAAGAUACUCGCCUCUUCGUCCGGCGACGAACCCAUCCCGGGUGGAGGGGAGAGCUUCGGUGAGAUGCGCGAUCGCGCGGCAAGAGCGGCUCAAGACAUUGCUCGGCAGCACGAAGGCGAGAGAGUGGUGGUGGUGACGCACGGUGGUGUUCUUCAGUCCAUGCAUGUCACCGCGACGGGCAAGCCAGCGCCGGGCCGUGUCCCCAACGCGUCGAUCAAUGUCUUGAGCAUCUCUAGCGACAACCAGUGGAAGUUCCAGUCGUGGUGCGACGUGGAGCAUCUCAAGGGCGUUGGCUUCUUGUCCUCGGCAUUUGGAGGUGGCGCCAAGUCGGGCUGACCCUCUCUUCUUUCUAAUUGAGACUCUCCAUUCUUUAGCAGCC